Molecule: messenger RNA, 473 nt
Organism: Puccinia graminis f. sp. tritici CRL 75-36-700-3
Lineage: Eukaryota; Fungi; Basidiomycota; Pucciniomycetes; Pucciniales; Pucciniaceae
Product: mitogen-activated protein kinase kinase
Exons: 2
Coding region: 87-473 (128 amino acids)
Biological process (GO): cellular hyperosmotic response; MAPK cascade; protein phosphorylation
Molecular function (GO): MAP kinase kinase activity; ATP binding
Source: RefSeq, a predicted model, not a curated record
GAGUUGCCGUUCUUUGGGUCAAAACCAAAUUUGUCUUUUUUGUCUGGUGCACUUGCAGACGCUCCUCUAACACCCUUGACUAGCAUAUGCACUCUCAACCACCCUCGUCAUUAUCCUCCUCCUCCUCCUCAUCCUCGAUGAACAGUCAGACCAAGUUCUUGUCCGUCUUGGGAGCUGCCACUGCGACCCCAUUCACUAACUUUAGUAAGAUCAUCGACCCCUCCGGCAGACUCAAUUUCGGCGGAAAGGCCGUCGUCCAUUCCCAUGGCGUCGACUUCUCCAACGGAUCCUCCUUCUCUAUCAAUAUGAACGAAUUGACUCUCAUGGAAGAAUUGGGUAAAGGUAAUUAUGGUACCGUCCAGAAAGUCUUCCAUAAACCUACCAAAGUGGUCAUGGCAAUGAAAGAAAUUAGAUUAGAGUUAGAUGAUUCAAAGCUCAAAGCGAUUCUCACCGAGCUCGAUAUCUUGCAUUGA